This is a messenger RNA of Cicer arietinum (chickpea), 1060 nucleotides long. RefSeq names its product PRA1 family protein H. Lineage: Eukaryota; Viridiplantae; Streptophyta; Magnoliopsida; Fabales; Fabaceae. Gene Ontology annotation, cellular component: endoplasmic reticulum; Golgi apparatus. The record is from RefSeq and is a predicted model, not a curated record. Gene Ontology annotation, biological process: vesicle-mediated transport.
AAACAAAAAGGAGCAAUAGUAACGAUAGCGUUUGUUGUGAAAAAAAGGAAUAAUAAUAGCGAUGGUGUUUUCUUCUAACCCUUUCGCGCUAAGCGUUCCCGAACCCGCCUUCGAAUCAUGGCUUCGUGACACCGGCUACCUCGAAAUCAUCGACCAACGAACCUCCGCCGCCGCAGCCGCUGUAACCACCACCGUUAAUUCCAACUCCUCUCCAUUACUACCCACCACCAGUCUCUCUUCUAAACUCCUCACCUUCUUCUCUCUCCUCACUCUCAAUCCCUUCGCCAAACUCACCGCCGAUGAUUUCUCCGGCGAUACUCCUUCUUGGUCUCGCUCCUUCUUCGGCUCCUCUGAUUCUUACUCCUUCCCUUCUUCCCCUUCCCAAGCUCGAUUCCGUGUUCACGAAAAUGUUAAACGAUAUGCUCGUAACUACGCUUAUCUCUUCAUCAUUUUCUUCGCUUCUGCACUGUAUAAGAUGCCACUUGCUCUGGUUGGGUUGAUAUCAUGUUUGGCACUGUGGGAUUUUUUCAAGUUCUUUAGUGACAGAAAGGGAUUGGAUCAAUAUCCUGUGAUUCGCCAGUGCUUGCUUCGUAUUGCCCAAUGUGCAACCGCAGUUAUUCUAAUAUGUUCCAAUGUUCAAAUGGCUCUCUUUUGUGCCAUAAGUGUCAGCUAUGCAGGAGUGAUACUGCAUGCUGCAUUUCGGAAGUUAACCCCUGCAAAGCAACCUUCAUCGGUCAGAGGCAGAUAGUUGGUUGAUCAAAGAAAGAGUUGUAUACUUCCCUUUAUCCAGAAUACCAUACUUGAGUGAUUCAAGGGGCUUUGAUAUGGAAGAUAGUUCUUACAAUGUAGAAGGGGACAGAACUUUGGUACAGAACAUUGUGCAAUGUAGAAUUCAGGGAACAGGUAUAGGAUUAGGUUUUGAGAGAGCAAGUCCAUCAUGUAGCCUUUCUGUAAGGCGCUGUAGUCUCUACUUGGAUGCUUUUUUCAUGAUUAUAUUUACAUGUAAAAAGGUUUUCAAUAUUUACACAUUUAAGUGGUAUCUUGUUUAUAUAUUUUACGA